Acanthosepion pharaonis is the source of this 2334-nucleotide messenger RNA. The record is from the annotation of a GenBank genome assembly. Lineage: Eukaryota; Metazoa; Mollusca; Cephalopoda; Sepiida; Sepiidae.
AUGUCCCUGUCGCAGUCGUUCAUGGUGUUUCUAUUCUGCCUUCGACGUUUCAAGCGUUUCCUAUGUGCCCUCUUCUUAGUCACUGCUUCCCUGAUAAGCUACCAUUUUUACGCUGGAAAAAUACGGCUUGGGGACGACAACAAAUCCUCUCUGCGCGAAUUCCGUCCAAGGAUUACUGUCACCGACUACAGACUGCUCUUGGAACUUACACGGAUCUUCUCUAAGGCAGUCGAUUCGGAGAACCUUACUUAUUUUCUGUACGGCGGGAGUUUACUAGGAUCUUACAGGCACCAUGGGUUUAUACCUUGGGACGAUGACGUUGAUAUUAUGAUGAAUUCUUCCCAGAAAGACGCUAUCCGACGGGUUCUUAGUUCCUACGAACCCGAGUAUAAGCUGUACGCACCACCGCACAAACAAUGGAAAUUCUAUCGAGCCGAAUCGAAACACCUGAAAGAAAAACCUUUCCGCUGGCCGUAUGUCGAUAUUUUCUUCUUCCGCGAGGAUGAAAACAGAAUUUGGGACGAAUUCUUUUGGUACCAGUUUACAUAUGUCUACGAAAAGAAGAAAGUGUUUCCUUUGCAAAACCGGCCGUUUGAUAAUCUAAGUUUGCCGGCCCCUUGCGACGUCUCCAGUUUUCUGGGUAACUAUGCCUCUGAAAUUUGUAUGACUAAUUCUUUCUCACACAGACAGGAGCGCUGGCUAUACAAGCGAGCUCAGGUACCCUGCCAGGCAUUGGCCGGUAUAUCUCAUCUUCGUCCUUCUCGGUCUCUCUGUGUGUUUCUUUCAUUCUCUCUCUCUCUCUUUCAUUUACUAUCUCUGUUUCUUUUUCUCUCUGUCUAUCUGUUUCUUUUUUUGUCACUCUCUGUUUCUUUCCUUCUGUUUCCUUCUUUCUUUCUUUCUUUCUUUCUUUCUUUCUCUCUCUCUCUUUCUUUCUCUCUGUUUCACUAUUUCUUUCAUUCACUUUCUCUGUUUCUUUUUUACUCUCUCUCUUUUUUUUUGCUUUCUCUCUCUCUCACUCUGUUUCUUUCUUUCUAUCGCUAUUUCUUUCAUUCUCUCUGUCUCUGUUUCUUUCUUUUUCUCUCUAUUUCUUUCAUUCUCUCAUUCUUUGUUUCUUUCUCUCUCUCUCUCUCUCUGAUUCUUUCUUUCUCUCUCUAUUUCUUUCAUUCUCUCUCUCACCCUUUCUUUCAUUCUUUCUCUCUUUCAUUCUCUUUGUCUCUGUUUCUUUCAUUUUCUUUGUCUCUGUUUCAUUCUUUUACUCUCUUUCUCCCCGUUUUUCUCACUCUAUUUCUUUCAUUCUCUCUCUCUCUCUCUCUGUUUCUUUCGUUAUUUCUUUCAUUCUCUCUCUGUUUCUUUCAUUCGCUUUCGCUCUGCUUCAUUCUUUCUCUCUCUCUCUCUCUUCGUUUUUUCUCUCUCUAUUUCUUUUAUUCUCUCUUUCUUUUUCUCUCUAUUUUUUCAUUCUCUCUUGCUUUGUUUCUUUCUUUCUCUCUCGCUCUCUAUAAUUCCUUCUCUCACUAUUUCUUUCAUUCUCUCUUUUUGUUUUUUCUUUCGAUCUCUGUUUCAUUCUUUCUCUUUCUUUCUGUUUCAUUCUUUCUCUCUCGCCGUUUUUCUCCCUCUCUAUCUUUUCAUUCUUUCUCUCUGUUUCUUUCUUUCCCUCUAUAUUUCUUUCAUUCUCUUUUUCUCUGUUUCUUUCUUUCUCUCCGUUUCUUUCAUUCUCUUUUUCUCUGUUUCUCUCUCUCUUUCUAUUUCUUUCUUCCAUUCUCCCUCUCUCUCUCACUCUCUCCGUUUCUUUCUUUAUCUCUGUUUCUCGCUCUCUCUUUUCUUUCUUUUUUUAAUACUAAAGAAACCUCAAGAAACUUUUCAAUAUCAAUCUGUCCGUGUCUCCUCAUAAUCUAUCUAUCUAUCUAUCUAUCUAUCUAUCUAUCUAUCUAUCUAUCUAUCUAUCUGUUAGUGUCCCUAUCUAUCUAUCUAUCUAUCUAUCUAUCUAUCUAUCUAUCUAUCUAUCUAUCUAUCUAUUGCAGUCUCUUCAUAUCUAUCUAUCUAUCUAUAUCAGUCUCUUCAUAUAUAUAUAUAUAUAUAUAUUUUAAUUUUCCGUCUAUCUAUCUAUCUAUCUAUCUAUCUAUCUAUCUAUCUAUCUAUCUACCUCAGCCUGUUCCCAUGUCUCUAUCUGUCUAUCUCUCUACCUAUCACUCUGUACAUAUCUAUCUAUGCCGUUCGACCAUUUUUAAAAAAUUAGUUUUCUAUAUGCGUAUGUGUGCGUAUGCCUAUUUCUGUGUAUAUAUGUGGGGUUCACGCGGACAUACACACCCUGCCUCAUGCACAUAUAUACACAUAUAA